AGUACAACAGUAAAAUAGGACGGAGAAUAAAUCUUUGCAUAUAUAGUGAACGAUCUAAAAUCGUCUCCUAAAGUUAACAUUUGAAUUUUCAUAGCAUUCUUCCAAGGUCACUCUAUACUAAAAACCUUGCGUUGCAUGCUGGUUCUUAGAUGCUCUUCUUCUUCUUCUCGAAGGUUGCUGGAGUUUGGAACGGCAACCACUUCCUUUUGUUCCUACAAAACUGUUUGGUGCUACCGCUGCGUAGGCCUUGAUCCUUGAACUAACCAUUUAUAUCAUACAAUCCUUAUUGUUAAAGAAUUUAAGAAUAAGGGUUUAUGAUGAAGAAGAGUGCUUUUGAGAAGAUGGUGAUGCAGAAGAACAAGAGCAAGGGAAGCCACGAGGAUCAGAAGAAGCAGCAGUGUAACAGGUUGUUGGUGAGUAUCAACGUACUUGGGAGCGCAGGGCCAAUAAGGUUUGUGGUGAAUGAAAAGGACACUGUUUCUGCGAUCAUUGAAACCGCUCUCAAGUCCUAUGCUCGUGAAGGCAGGCUUCCUCUUCUUGGUUUUGAUCCCACCGACUUCCUCCUUUAUAAUGCAUACUUUGAUGCUCUGAAUCCAUUGGAAGCCAUAGGAUCUUAUGGGGUGAGGAACUUUGUGCUGUGCAAGAAGCAAGUGUGUUCAUCAAAGCCAGAACCAAACACAGAGCUGAUAUCUCAGAAAAGCAAUGGUGGUAGUGGCUUUAAGGCAUGGUUCAACAAAUCAUUUGGAUUGAAAAUUUUAUCCCAUUGAAGAGAUAUAUCAAUUUGAGAUAUGAAUAAUGAUGUGGUGUUAAUCCAUUUGGUUGUUGAUGGUAAUGCGGAAGAUAUAUCAAUUUAAUAAUGAUGUGGUGUUAAUCAAUUUGGUUGUUGAAUAAUGAUGUGGUAUUAAUCCAUUUUGUAUCUUUUCUGUUUACUCUGCCUGGUUGUAUUAAUAAGUUUCUUUUUUCAAAAAAAAAAAAAGAGAUAUAUCAAUUUAAUGUAGAACUCUUCUACAGUUCAGUGUUCUAGCCAUGAUUGUUCUUU
Arachis ipaensis is the source of this 1039-nucleotide messenger RNA. RefSeq lists its product as uncharacterized. Lineage: Eukaryota; Viridiplantae; Streptophyta; Magnoliopsida; Fabales; Fabaceae. The record is from RefSeq and is a predicted model, not a curated record.